Messenger RNA from Mucor mucedo, 4413 nucleotides. RefSeq lists its product as uncharacterized. The record is from RefSeq and is a predicted model, not a curated record. The transcript has 12 exons. NCBI's taxonomy places the organism in Eukaryota, Fungi, Mucoromycota, Mucoromycetes, Mucorales, Mucoraceae. The coding region runs from base 14 to 4066 and encodes 1350 amino acids.
CCUUUUUAUUAUCAUGAAGGUUUUUGACUAUAAUACUUAUGACUUUAUUGUCAGCAUUGAUUUCGGCACGACCUAUUCUGGCUGCUGCUACAUAGAUACGAGUGGUAAAACUAUGAAGGCAGCAAUUGAAAAUGACCAAUACGAUGUUAUUAUUGAUGGUGUUCGAAAUAUUGAUACUUGGGAGUCAGCGGACAAGAAUAAAGUCAAAGUACCCACGGUCGCUGUUUAUUCAAGAAGGAACAAAACUUUAAUCGAGUGGGGUUUUGAAGCUUAUAGAACGUGGAAAGGUAUCUCAGCAGGUUUUACAGACGACGAAACACAAACAAGAAAGGAAGAAGAUAUAAAAGGCCAAAAAAGCAUUAUUCUACAGAAAUUUAAACUGAAUAUUGCUGCCAGUAGAACCAAUAAUAACGAAGAAGAUAAUCACGACGAUGAUUAUCUCAGUGUUAUGGCUACCAUUGACUACCUAAGAAACAUGAACGAUACAGCAUUUAAUAUGAUUGUUAAAAACUUUUUUACCGACGUCGAUAAAUCUAAAAUACGAUAUGUCUUGACAGUACCAGCUCAAUGGACGGACGACGAAAGAGUCGCCAUGCGAAUGAUGGCUACUGACGCUGGUAUUAUUACAAAAACUGAUCACGAGAAUAAAUUAAUUAUCAUCAAUGAGUCUUUUGCUGCCACAUUGUUCUGUGAAAAGGAAUUGGCCUCGAAAUGUUUUGCAUUCGAAGAAGGUGCAAAAUAUUUAAUUUGUGAUGCUGGCGGAGGCACUGUAGAUUUGGCCACAUAUGAAUCUACUAUUAUUUCGAGCAAGGAUAAAAACUCUAUUGGUCGAUGCCAGCUAACCACAGAUAGUGGCGAUAAAUGUGGAUCUGGAUUUGUUGAUGACCAUAUGGAAAAUCUUUUGUUGGAUCUGCUCUUUCAUGGCUGUAACCAAAUCGAUAAGGCUCGUAAUAAAAUAUGGCUGGCAUCGUUAAUGGCACAUUUUAUUGAAAAUUUAAAGCCUGAAUUCGAUGACGACGAACUAGAAACUGUAUUUGAUUUGGAUUUGGUAGGUUUACAUAACAGCGAUUAUCAAUUAAAACCAUGUGAUGAAGGAAAUGAGGAAUAUGAAAUCAGGGAGGAUGACGAAUGCAAUUACUCGGAACUAGUGAUACCCAAUAUCAUCAUGUGUAAAUAUGUAUUCGAUCCAGUUGUAAACGCAACCUUAAGAUUAAUCGACAACCAAAUCCAAAAGGCUAACUCUUCGGAAAUACAAGCUAUCUUUUUACUGGGUGGAUUUGGUGAAUCGAGAUAUCUUUUAAAAAGGGCCAAUAUAUGUUUUCAGGACAAGGUCAAGGAGAUUAUAUCAUGUGAAAAUGGCGACAGAGCUGCAAUGCGAGGUGCUAUUUAUUUUGGUAUUGAUGGUAUUCAACGAUCCCAUCAUGAUAAAAGUAUUAUUUCUCGUAAUUUUAAAGACAAGAAAUUCGAUCCCGAAUCAUUUGAUGUCCUAAUUUGUAUCGACAUCGGAUACGAAUUCUCAACGUGUGGCUAUUUUGUAAAUAUGGGUAAUAAGCAGACGUAUUUAGAUUUAGAUUUAAUUCGAGUUGAAGAAGAAUCUUUACCUGGCAGAUGUCAUGAAAAGCCUUACAAAAUACCAACCGUUCUUGAAUAUUCUAAGCAUGGUGCAGUGAAAUGGGGUGCUCAAGUGGAUCCUCAUAGUUGUGAUCGUAUAUCACUUAGUCACUUAAUGUCUACAAGCAAAGACGACUUCGAAAAGUUUAUAGUGGAUUAUUUAGAACGAAUCCAUGAAUAUGCUUGCCGUGUUAUACAGAAGAGGUACACUUUAUUCAGUCGCGGUCAAUUUCGAUAUUGCUUGACGAUGGAAAACUGCUUCAAUUUUUUCACAAAUAAGGCCAAGAUGGCGGAGUUUGCGGUAGCUGCUAAAGUCUUGAGGGUAGAAGGAGACGAGCCAAUCAUGAACAAAAGGCUGUUACUAAUUAAUCGAGAGGAUGCUUCGGCUAUGUUUUAUGAAAAAAUGUAUUACACGGAAAACAACAGUUAUUUUUGGACAAUUAAGAUUGACAUGGAGGAAAAUAUUUGCUUAUUGUCGUGUCAUGAAAUUAGAAAUGCCGACGCCAGCGUACUUGAUUUCGUGCCUACAGAAGAAAAUUUAUACGAUUCCAAGAGGUCCGGAAUUAUAGAUUCGGGGGAGCUUCAGUUUGACUUUAGCGAGAAAUUGGUAUCUACACUAAAGUACUUUAAGCUCGGAAACAAUUCCUCAAUGCAUUAUGGAAAUUAUGGUAAAAAUUCAUGUAAUCAAAGUUUAAAAGAAGCGUUCAAAAAUUUGAUUGAGGAAGAAGAAAUUAUGGAGAGAGAAGGUAAUACUUUAAUUACCUUCACAAAUGGGUGUUGUGAAUACACAUGUACCAAAGAGCAGGUUGUCGAUUAUAUUGUUCAGCCAACUAUCCUUGAUUUUGUUGAUCAAACUUGUAAAUUUGUUGUUAAUCGAGAACGAAUUCCUCAAAAAAUUACUAUCGAUAAUAUAUAUAUUGUCAGAAGACAAGAAGAAACAACAGAAUUCAAACACCGGAUUGUUAAUUCUUUAGCCGACUGUUUAAAGGAGCAGCUAGGUAAAAUCUUUGGAAAGCAAUGCCGUAUUCAAGCUUUAUCUUCGUUGAAUGAUUCACAAGCGCCCCAGACGGAAACCGGCUACCGUCCCGUCGUUCGCGUGCGUGAAAAUGUAGACAAGGAAUACAUCUAUCACUUUUUACAGAUUAUUGUCCAAAGAAAUUGCUUUCAUUUAAAUCUGCAUGAAACUACAUCUAUUAGUGGUGACAACGAGCGAACAUAUCAAAACGUUCGUAAAUUGAGAUCAUCCACAUUUGAGUUUGAUUUUAAUUCUGCUCUCAUAAAACAAGUGUACGAUUAUAUCCGUCAAAAGCCAAGGAACUAUUUUUGCCAGAAAAAAGCAUCCCACAGAAGACGCACACAAAAGUACGAUAACGCUCUAACAAAAGGUUUACUAUAUUUUAUAAAGAAUAACUUGACACUGGAGAAAAAUAAGGCUACCGAACCCAUUUAUAUUGAUGACUGCUGCACAAUCCAAAUAGAGCCUCACGACUGCCUGGUUAGCAUCUUAAAACCUGCACUUAUAGAGCUUUUAGAAACCACUAUCAUGCAUAUGAUUCAAUCCGGUAUCACACGAGAUUAUACAGGUUUUCACAAUUUAUUUUUCUUUGGAACACUAGUUGAGGCCACUGACGAUGGUAAUAAUUUUAUCAAAACGUUCAUCAAGGGAUGGAUGUACGAUUCCUUGCCGGGGAUGUUAAAAACCAAGGAUAAUAUCUUGUUUACCAUAUGCGAUAAUAACGAGGUGAUAAAUGGCGCAGCCAUGUAUGGGCUUGAUACUACACUUUACAUGGAAAGAAUCUCUCGAAGAACAUACGCCAUUAGUGUUCAAGCACAUCCAUUUUUAAUUGACUCUCAAACAGCAAUGCCGUUAGCCAAUACAAAAGAAAACACAUCAGUUCAUUUUCAAUCUCAAAAGGAGUCUUCAGAAACCAACAAGAUUGAUCCAACAACCAAAAUAAAGUUAAUCAAGCAGAAUGAUAAAAUAACAAUGGAUAUGCAAUCUAUCGGCAAAUUUGAACGCUUCUUUGUCGAUCAAGAUUGUAUAGUAUAUGCCACAAUCUUUGCUAAAGAAGACAGCUAUGAAGAGGUUGAAGACAGCGGCAAAGACUUAAAUGAAGGUAUUGAAGAGGAAGAGGAAGUAGAUGCCGGAGGAGAAUUUGAAGAGGAAGAAGUGGAAGAAGUUGACGAAGAUAAAGAUGAAGAUAAAAUCGGUAUUGAGGAGGGGAGCAGCAAUAAAAAUGAUUACAAAAAAAUCCACCAAUUUGAAAUCUGCUUAAAACGACAGCAUGGUGAUAUAAAUAACACCAGUAUUAGAUCCCGUUUAAGCUUUGAAAUUCGGUUAAUGUUUCCCAGCAAGAACGAAGCUAAAUUUGAAGUCAAUAUUGGACAGUCCAAGGAGAGCAAUAUCCCAAAGUUCGAAUUUAGGGAUGAAAUUUUAGUUACUAAUAUCUAUUGAGUAAAGAUCAAAAUAAAUUAUUUGAGCAUAAACACAUAAAAUACGAUUCCUAUCUAUGAUUUGAAAUAAAAAAACCGCCCCUGGCAAGCAGUGUCCGGCCCGGAUUGGCAAGAAAAUGUAGGACUGCCAAGCUGCCAUAUUUAAACUCUUUAAAUAUGUGGCAAUUUCAAGAUCCUUCCUUCAGCUGCAACACCUUUUGUAUAUCCAUUUGAAAUGAAAGACAUCUACAAGCAAGACGAACUCGCCAUCCCCGAAGGUGUCAAGGUCGAGAUUAAGUCUCGUCAAAUCACUGUUGAAGGCCCCCGUGGUGUCCUUAACAAGAACCUCCGUCAUUUGAACAUCGAGAU